Molecule: messenger RNA, 1880 nt
Organism: Eutrema salsugineum
Lineage: Eukaryota; Viridiplantae; Streptophyta; Magnoliopsida; Brassicales; Brassicaceae
Product: protein INVOLVED IN DE NOVO 2
Exons: 8
Coding region: 113-1771 (552 amino acids)
Biological process (GO): gene silencing by siRNA-directed DNA methylation
Source: RefSeq, a predicted model, not a curated record
GGAAGAAAACUAAAGAGUUGGGGAAGAGAAAAAUUAACACGCUAUUCUUGUGACUACACCCACCAGAAGAACAUUGGGAAACAAAAGGUCUCUGCUUUUUAUUGACUCUAAGAUGGAGACGGAACAGAAUCAGAAAUUUCCAGUCAAAGAUUCGCCUGCGGGGACUUCAGAGAUGAAGAGAAACGCCUCUUCUGAAGAAAAGUUUGUGUGGCCAUGGGUUGGUCUUGUAGCUAACGUACCAACGGAGGUUGAGAAAUCUGGUCGGAGAGUUGGCAAAAGCGGUGCAGCUUUACGUGAUGAGCUAAUCCAGAAAGGGUUUAAUCCAACAAGAGUCCAACCCAUUUGGAAUUUCAAGGGACAUUCUGGCUUUGCUUUGGUGGAAUUCACCAAAGAUUUCAAAGGAUUCGAAAACGCCAUGAAAUUCGAAAGGAGUUACAAAUCAGACCGUCAUGGGAAGAGAGAUUGGGAGAAUGGUGUUCACUUGAGGGAUGAUAAGCUUUACGGAUGGGUUGCAAGAGAAGAGGAUUACAAUCGAAGUGGAAUCGUUGGCAAGGAGGUUAAGAAGAAGAGAGAUUUGAAAAGUGUUGCACAGAUCCAAGAAGAAGAGGAGAGGAAAAUGAGUCAGCUUGUUGAAAACAUGUCUCAAACGAUUGAGAUGAAGAAGAUAAGCAAACAACAACUCGAACACAAAGUCGAUGAGAAUUCUCGUGUUUUAGAGAGUUUGGAAUUGCAUAACUUUCAGUUAAACAAAACUUACAAAGAAGAGGUUGAGAAGAUGCAGAUGAACGUGCAAGAGCUGUAUCAGCAGAUUCUGCGAGGACAUGAAAAAUCUAUGUCUGACCUGGAAAAAAAGAAGGAGAAGCUGGAGGAGCGUGCAAGACAGAUAGACAGAAAUGAAGCUGAGAUAGAAAAAUCCAGACGUGAAAGAGAAAUGAAUCAAAAGGCUAUGUGGGAGCAGAAUGAAGCGAAUAAGGAAGCUAUGAAGCUUGCAGAAAAGCACCAGAAAGAGAAGGAGAAGCUUCAUGAAAAGAUAAUGGAAAUGGAAGCGAAACUAAAUGAAACGCAAGAGAAGGAGUUGGAAGAGCUGGAGUUAGAGAUAGAGAAGCUGAAAGGUAACACCAAUGUUAUGAAGCAUAUGGUGGGUAGUGAUGGAGAUGCAGAGUUUAUAGAGAAGAUGGCCAAGACUCAGAUGGAGCUCGAGGCUAGAGAAAUGGAUCUACAAGAUAAAAUGAUGGCUCUGACACAAAAAGAACGUGUGACCAACGACGAGUAUCAAGACUCUCGUAAAGAGAUGAUUCAGUUCUGGAAUGGGAACGAAGAAUUGGUGAGAGGAGAGAAGAUAAGAGUGAAGAGAAUGGGGCAACUAAACCCCGAGCCAUUUUUGCCAGCAGUGAAGAGGAAACAUAAAGGCUCACAAGCAAAAGCAGAGAUGAAAGCUAUGGAGUUGUGUUCAUUGUGGGAAAGAGAAAUUGGAGAUGUGAAUUGGUAUCCAUUUAAAGUCGAUGAAUCUGAUGGAACCCCAAAGAGAGUGGUGGAUAAAAAGGACGAGAAGCUGCUAAAGCUGAAGAAUGAAUAUGGUGAGGAAGUUUACAAUGAAGUGGUGAGAGCAAAGCUAGAGAUAGAGAAUCACAAUGCAAGUGGUAGCUAUGUGAUUUUAGAGCUUUGGAACUAUGAGCAAAACCGAAAGGCAACAAUGGAGGAAGUGACGGAUGUGAUGUUGAAGAUAAGGAAUGAGCUUGUGCCUAAGAAGAACAAACGAAAGAGGCGUUGAUGUCUCUACUUCGAAAGGAACAAAAGAAGAUACAAUGGCGAGAGAACUAUUAAGAGUUUUUACCUUUUAGAAAUUGGUUUAAUUUAAUUUGCAAUAACUGUGAAUGUUU